AGAAGCGAGCACCAGCCGCAGCCAUAACAACAACAACUCGUGCUCACUAAGGCUCAGGAGGCUGCAAGGAGUGGCCAGAGGAGGCGUGAGAAGUGACACUCGAGUCUAACCAACCCGGCGGGAGUGGCGCCACGCAGGGUAACUCCUACAGGUGCCGGCAGGGAGUAACCCUCGUAUAAACUUCACAGGCUUUAAUUUAAUAGCUACUACUGGGAAGAUGGAGGUGAUCAAAAGAAGAGAAGACGAGACAAGAUCUAGGCUUGGUAUGUGCAGUGUGUGCCGUGUGAACAAGGCCAAGUACACCUGUCCAGCAUGUAGCAUAAAGUCAUGCUCCCUCUCGUGUGUCAAGGCCCACAAGCAGUGUGAGGGAUGUAGUGGGGUCCGCAACAGGGCUGCUCUUGUCCUCAAAGAUGAUAUGGAUAAUCUCACACUUUUGAGUGACUAUAGACUUCUUGAAGAGAUUGACCAUAAGCUUGAGGAUAAUUUAAGGCAUCCAUUAAGGCGCCAUGUAAUGAGAAGUUUGAAAGAUAAACCUUCCCUACCACAUUUCCUCCAUCGCUUGAGGAAUGAAGCUUGGAACCGAGGUACAACAUUAAAAUUUAUGCCCAGUCACUUUGCAAGUCGUCGGGAAAAUACUUCUAGAUUCAACUUCAAAGAAGGAAUUAUAAGGUGGCAUAUAAAAUGGAUAUUUCACCAAGCAGACGUCACAUUUACAGACACUAGUGUUGAUGAAAAUACUCCUAUAAUCAAACUACUUACCAAAUACUUAGAACCCAACAAUGACUUGAGUCAGGAUGAUAAUGAGAAGCUUGCUUAUUAUCAGUCGGCAUCAUAUGGUAAAGUUGCUGUCUUGAUGAAGACAGAUGUUCCUGGGUCUGGGACAACUUUCCAAGAGCUGUUUAUGUCUAAGAGUAUUCGUCUCAACUUGGCCAAUAAGAUGGUCAUGGAAUACCCAGUUUUGUAUGUGGUUUUAAAACAUCACAUGGAUGCCUAUCUUGAGUACCAGCCCGAAGGACAUGAUGAUCUCUUCAGUGAUCCCGAGGUGAAAGAGGCAACCGAGAUGCAGAAAGUCACUGGGCUGAGCUUCUUUGAUGCCAGUAAUGAUAUGGAAGAUGGUUAGAAUUUUGUCAUAGGAACAGUAAUAAAUCUGGGGCCAGAUUCACGAAAGCACUUAUGAACCUGAACAUCUUUUUUCAAUCUGUGGCGGCUUUGUUUCCAAUUAUUAAACAGCUAAUGAGCUCCGAAGCACCAGGAGGCUGUUUAUAACAAU
Molecule: messenger RNA, 1270 nt
Organism: Procambarus clarkii (red swamp crayfish)
Lineage: Eukaryota; Metazoa; Arthropoda; Malacostraca; Decapoda; Cambaridae
Product: box C/D snoRNA protein 1
Biological process (GO): box C/D snoRNP assembly; maturation of LSU-rRNA from tricistronic rRNA transcript (SSU-rRNA, 5.8S rRNA, LSU-rRNA); snoRNA localization
Cellular component (GO): pre-snoRNP complex; nucleus
Source: RefSeq, a predicted model, not a curated record